AUGUCCAAUUCAGCCCGAUUGAGCGAAGCUGCAGAAUGCGAGCGGAAAGCUGCUGAGUGCCUGAAGACAUCAGUGUUGAAGCUGAAAUUGAAACCAGAUUACGAUGGAGCCGCAACUGCUUUGGAACGUGCAUCAGUAUGUUAUCGUAAUGCUGGAGAUGCGAAAAAGGCAGCCAAGGCAUUGAUAGCCGCUGCUGGACAUUACGAACAAUUAGGAAACCUUUUUCAUGCCGCCAAAGCUCGCGAAGGUGCAGCUAUGUUGCUGAGAGAUGCUGGUGAUAGUGCAGGAGCCUUCCCACUAUUCGAAAAGGCGAUUGAUCAAUAUGCCGAAUCGGGAAGCCUGGAUACUGCUGCUAUGUCGGUUGAGAAAGCCGCAAAGGUCGUAGUCCUUCAGGAGCCUGAGAAGGCUAUCAAAUUAUAUGAGAAAGGACUAGCACUGGUACAGCAAUCUGAUCGUUCGAAACUAGCAGGGGAAUUUCUGAGUCAGAUAGCACGCCUGAAUCUUCGACUGGAACGUUACAGCGAAGCGACGAAGGCUAUUCGCGAUGAAAUAGAAAAGUACGUCGAAGUUAGAGAAGCUGGACGCGUGGGUCAACUUGCAGUUGCGCUGGUCCUUGUGCAACUAGCAAUGGGUGAUUCGGUAGCAGCUGCGAAGUAUUACCAGUGGACAGUAGAACAGUGCGCUGAAUUCGAGUUCACAGAUGACGCAAGAGCAUGUCGCCAAUUGAUUGGUGGUUGGGAGGGCGGAGAUGAUGAACAGUUCCAAAAUGUGCUGAAGGAUGGCGUCUUGCGCAGCAUGGAUAAUGAAUAUCUCCGGCUCAUGAAGAAACUUCAUGCACCAUCAGGUGGUCUUGAAAGUGGAAAUGCAAAUCAAGGUGAAGGUGAUGAAGAGGACUUGAAGUGA
Messenger RNA from Cooperia oncophora, 903 nucleotides. The record is from the annotation of a GenBank genome assembly. Lineage: Eukaryota; Metazoa; Nematoda; Chromadorea; Rhabditida; Trichostrongylidae.